AUGAGUAUCAUAAUAAUAAUCAACAACAACAACAAGGUCAACAACAACAAGGUCAACAACAACAACAACAACAACAAGGUCAACAACAACAACAACAACAAGGUCAACAAUAACAACAAGGUCAACAACAACAACAAGGUCAACAACAACAACAAGGUCAACAACAACAACAAGGUCAACAACAACAACAAGGUCAACAACAACAAGGUCAACAACAACAACAAGGUCAACAACAACAACAAGGUCAACAACAACAACAAGGUCAACAACAACAACAAGGUCAACAACAACAAGGUCAACAACAACAACAACAAGGUCAACAACAACAACAACAACAAGGUCAACAACAACAACAACAAGGUCAACAACAUCAUCAUAUAC
Molecule: messenger RNA, 381 nt
Organism: Perkinsus marinus ATCC 50983
Lineage: Eukaryota; Perkinsozoa; Perkinsida; Perkinsidae
Exons: 1
Source: RefSeq, a predicted model, not a curated record